Morone saxatilis (striped sea-bass) is the source of this 2386-nucleotide messenger RNA. It is a transcript of the gene slc34a2b, whose product is annotated as solute carrier family 34 member 2b. The transcript is spliced from 13 exons. The record is from RefSeq and is a predicted model, not a curated record. Gene Ontology annotation, biological process: intracellular phosphate ion homeostasis; sodium-dependent phosphate transport. Bases 80 to 2002 code for a protein of 640 amino acids. Gene Ontology annotation, cellular component: apical plasma membrane; vesicle; brush border. Lineage: Eukaryota; Metazoa; Chordata; Actinopteri; Moronidae. Gene Ontology annotation, molecular function: sodium:phosphate symporter activity.
CCCUCGAAGUGAGCAACAGGUGCCCCAGGUGAAGCCUCCUCCUCGCCGCUCCGGUCAGAGCGCUCCGCUGCAGACAGUCAUGGCUCCAAGACCAGAAGUGGGGACUGAUUCCUCCCCUGCACUCGAUGACAACAACCCGACUAAAGAUGCGGCCAUCCUGCCGGCUUACUCCACCGUGGACCUGGUGAAUCCGGAGCCGGACGAGGAAGAUCCCUGGGAUCUCCCAGAGCUCAAAGACACUGGGGUCAAGUGGUCAGAGCUGGAUACAAAGGGAAAGAUUAUGAGAGUGCUGACUGCUUUAGUGAAGACCGUUCUGCUGAUGGGACUUCUCUACCUGUUUAUCUGCUCGCUGGAUGUUCUCAGCUCUGCUUUCCAGCUUGUCGGAGGCAAAGCUGCUGGUGACAUCUUCCAGGACAAUGUUGUGUUGUCCAACCCUGUGGCUGGACUGGUGAUCGGGGUGUUAGUCACAGUGCUGGUGCAGAGCUCCAGCACCUCCUCCUCUAUUGUGGUCAGCAUGGUGUCCUCUGGAUUGCUGGAUGUGCAGUCUGCAGUGCCCAUCAUCAUGGGCGCCAACAUCGGAACAUCCGUCACCAACACUAUUGUGGCCAUGAUGCAGGCAGGAGACCGAAAUGAGUUCCGCAGGGCAUUUGCCGGCGCCACAGUCCAUGACUUCUUUAACUGGCUGUCUGUGCUGAUUCUUCUGCCCCUGGAAGUAGCCACAGGCGUUCUGUACAAACUCACUGACAAAUUAAUCAAAUCCUUCAACAUCCAGACCGGAGAGAACGCCCCUGACCUGCUCAACGUCAUCACAGACCCUCUCACCAACUCCAUCAUCCAGCUGGACAAAUCUGUCAUCACUGGCAUUGCCACUGGUGACCCUGCAGCCAGAAACAAGAGUCUGAUCAAAAUUUGGUGCAAAAAAGAGACCAACACGACUUUCUGGAAUGCAACAGUGGAGAGCUGCCCUGCUGGUGGCGUCUGCUGGAUGGAAGGAAACCAGACCUGGACGCAGAUGAACUCGUCUUGGACCGAUUACCAGGAGAAAUGCAAACACAUCUUCGUCAAUGCUAAUUUGCCAGACCUGGCAGUGGGCCUCAUUCUCCUGGCUCUGUCUUUGCUCGUCCUCUGCACCUGCCUCAUCCUCAUCGUCAAGCUGCUCAACUCCAUGCUGAAAGGACAGGUGGCUGUGGUCAUCAAGAAGGUGCUCAACACAGACUUCCCCUUCCCCUUCGCUUGGGUUACUGGCUACAUUGCAAUUUUGGUGGGAGCAGGGAUGACUUUCAUUGUUCAAAGCAGCUCCGUCUUCACCUCAGCUAUAACUCCUCUUGUUGGUAUCGGUGUCAUUAGCCUCGAGAGAGCCUAUCCUCUGACACUGGGGUCAAAUAUUGGUACAACAACCACUGCUAUACUUGCUGCCAUGGCUAGUCCUGGAGAUACACUAGCCAACUCCUUGCAGAUUGCACUCUGCCAUUUCUUCUUCAACAUAAUGGGUAUCCUACUGUGGUACCCAAUCCCCUUCAUGCGGGUGCCCAUCAGGUUGGCCAGAGGGCUGGGGAACCAUACGGCCAAAUACCGCUGGUUUGCCGCCCUCUACCUCUUCCUGUGCUUCUUGGUUUUCCCUCUGACUGUAUUCGGCCUGUCGCUGGCUGGCUGGCAAUUCCUGGUCGGCGUCGGCGUGCCCAUCGUCGUGUUGGUUCUCUUUGUGAUCAUUGUCAAUGUAAUGCAGUCUCGCUGCCCCCGCUACCUGCCCAAGUUCCUCCGCAGCUGGGACUUUUUGCCCCGGCCACUGCACUCCAUGGCGCCCUGGGACGCGGUGGUGACCUCGACCUUUGGUUUCUGUGGCAAGCACUGCUGCUGCUGCUGCAAAUGCUGCAAGUGCUGCAAAAAGAAUGAGGAUGAACAGAUCAGGAGGAACAGCAAGAAGAGUCUGGAGAUGUACGAUAAUCCAGCCAUGUCAAGAGAUGACGAUACAAAGGAGGCUGCUAAAGCAACACAACUUUAAUAUUAUUAAGUUAAGUUUGUAUCUAUAAGCGAUACUCAAUGCAAUAAUGUAUUUGGAACUCACUUGUAAUUCUUCAUCUCUCAGGUUGUGGUAUAUUGAUGAUUCCCUGUUGAUGGAUGAUAUACUAAGCACUGUACAACAGACACACUGACUAACACUGUCUAUCACCAUAAUGCUGGAGAAUAUGCACAGAAGUGUUGGACAUAUUAUUAUGUAAUGUUUAUUUUAUGAUUGAUAUGUAUUGUUCAGACUCACUGUCUGCCAUGGCUUAACUAUGGGUGGUUCCGAAUUUUUUUUAUAUUUUUAUGAGAUCUGUAAGAGGCCUUUGGUUUUAUUUUUAUUCUAAAUUUCAAAUGUUUAUUGUAGCAUUUAAAAUAUUUGUUA